AUGCAACGCGCACGCACAUCCAUUGAUGCGAUAGAGGGCAUCAGAGCCAACCCAAGUCGGGUGCUCAGCCCUGGCCGCACCGGCCCGAGAGACCAGGCACGGCCACACAUGCUCCUCUGCGAUGAGGUGGCGUUCGUCUCCCUCGUCGCUUCAGCUCCUUCAGUUUAUACUUUGCGUCGGCUCGUGGGAUCGUGGGAGCUGAACCCCGGACCAUCGUGCUUAUACUCGCUUGCGCGGCUCCUUAUCAGAGCCGAUCCUUCAGCGCGACACACUCCCCUCCCUUAA
Molecule: messenger RNA, 285 nt
Organism: Purpureocillium lilacinum
Lineage: Eukaryota; Fungi; Ascomycota; Sordariomycetes; Hypocreales; Ophiocordycipitaceae
Source: RefSeq, a predicted model, not a curated record